Racocetra persica is the source of this 318-nucleotide messenger RNA. Lineage: Eukaryota; Fungi; Glomeromycota; Glomeromycetes; Diversisporales; Gigasporaceae. The record is from the annotation of a GenBank genome assembly.
CCACAGUUAAUUAAAUUAGGCAGAGCUAAUGAUGAAAUCGUUACAAAAAUAAAGUAUCAAUUAGAAUUUGAAGAAUACCCGGAAACAUCAGAAGAAGGGGUUGCCUGUAUUUACAACGUUACUGGCAUGAAUAUUGAAAAAGCUAAAGAGAUUUUUGAUCUCAAAAAUAUUCAAUAUUUGUAUAAGGAUGGAACUGUUCGGGAAAGCGUUUAUUGUCCUUUUUUACAAACAAAAGUUUAUAAAGAGACACAAAAAUGUAAUAGUAUCAAAAUGUGCCAAUUCGUAGCUCCAGAAUUAGCAUCAAUGACUCACUCAUCA